This is a messenger RNA of Centrocercus urophasianus (Greater sage-grouse), 6367 nucleotides long. It is a transcript of the gene ZC3H11A, whose product is annotated as zinc finger CCCH-type containing 11A. The transcript is spliced from 17 exons. The coding region runs from base 2833 to 5004 and encodes 723 amino acids. The record is from RefSeq and is a predicted model, not a curated record. NCBI's taxonomy places the organism in Eukaryota, Metazoa, Chordata, Aves, Galliformes, Phasianidae. Gene Ontology annotation, molecular function: metal ion binding.
GCAUCGCCGUUCCCACGGGCUCGGUGCGUCCGGAGAGGCAGAGCGCGUUCGGGAGGGCCGUUGAUUAGACUGGAAAUCCCGCCUCUGGCCCUGCGGAGUUACGGCGUCGUGCCUUCCUUUAGCAGCAGUGCCUGUGGGGAAUGUGCUGUGAUUGACAGAUCGCCCCUCCGUUCCCCGUAGAGCUUCAGGGUCCGACUAACUCUGGGUGCACUCGGUUGUCAUCGUAAUUUCUCCUUUAGUUUGCUUAAAACCAAACUUUUGUGUUUGUUUCUUAAAGAUUGGGAUUAAGAGGUGCCUGUUUCCUCCGGUUUGGUAAAGGGCAGGAGUGAUGUGUGAGAUGACCUCACAGAACCACUGCAGAGGUGGGAAUGUUCGGCUCCUUAGCAGACCUGAGCUCUGAGCUGUGGGCCUUUCUUGGGAAGUGCAGCUCUGUGUUAUUUCAUCCUAAAAAAACGAAGAUAUUCUGAGGAUAGUUGGCUUGAAAGCCCAUGUCAGAACCACCACUGUGCUGUGUGUGAAUUGGACAGGCCUCGGGCUGAGCAGCUGAGUUGGGUUGGUUGCCAGGUGGUGGCUGGAAGGUGCGUCAGCACAAAGGUUUGUCUGGGGCAGAGUUCCUCCUGCUCUCCCUUCCCUCUCAAAUGGCUGUUUCCAGGGGAAAUGGGUUAUUUUUUGAGACUUCGUACAGUGUUUCAGUGAGGAUGAUGAAUCAUCCUUACUCUCUUAGUAAAUUGCUGCCAAAGCCCAGCAGUGAUUUCAGAAAUAAAAAAGGAAUGAGUGUGUUCUCUCCCCUUAGAGAAGCAGCAGCUUUGUAGUACCCUUCAUCUGGAAGAGGUUCCCAGUGCCUGGUCAGGCACUAAGAAGGAAAGGGACAGAGAACCACUCAAUAUCAGCGUAGAGAAAAAAAGGAGUUAUGGACUAAGAGAGAGAGGAACUCCAUUAAAAAUUGGUACUCUCUAAAAAUCUGUUGAGGGCUGGGAUUUGCAGGUCCUGCCUCCACGUGGUGUGUUGUGCCUGGUGUUGCUGCACAAGAUGGGGGGCAGGACUUCAUUGAACGGGCUGUGUUACAGCUCUCAUUGUUACCUGGAAGAAGAGCAAAGACUGCAAGGUGUGAGCCCAGAGCACCUGGAAAAGACAGGGAGUUUUCUUCACGAAAGCAAUGCUUUCAGAAGUGCUUUUGCAGAAAUUCAGACAAACGCUUCUGUUGCCUGACGCUUCUCUUUGCCCCCAGCACAAUGGAGUGCUGCCUUUCCUGCUCCUCUCUGUGAGGUUGCUGUGCUGUGAAUCUGCUGCAGGGUGAGCGGCAGCAGAGUCUUUGCAAGGGAAAUACUUGGUGCUGUAGGUAAACAACAACAAAUACAGCUGGGUAAACGUGGUCAUCUUCCUCUGACAUAUUAGUUGAAGCACAGAAAAAUCCUCCUCCCUUCAUGCUGUUCUCUGCAGGACAGCAAACUGGAAAGCAAGAGUGGGGAAUAGAUGGUGGUGUUUGGUGCUCAGAAAGGCAAGAUGCAAAAGAAACGAGCUGCUUCCUUUGUGCUACCUGUCUUCUUUUGGCAAGGGCUGCUCUGUGUCUGUCUGUCUGUGCACUGAGUCCCGGCUGCUGUGACCUCAGUGUAGCUGGAAUUCUUUUGUACGGAACAAGCUUGAAAUCUCUUGGUAUAAAAACUUGGCUGGCGUUCUGGAGGAGAAAGGCAGUCUUUAAAAAGGUGAAGCAGACUGCUGAGAUGUGCUGAGUGCUCCAGAGUUACUCGCUGUGCGCAGGCUCCCAGGGCGCAGCGCUUUGGUCUGUCGUGCUGACAGGUGUUGUUUGGGGUCACCUGCUAUAAAAUUGAAGGGCUUGCAGGGAGCACAGGGCUGUGGGAUAUUUCUAGGUGUGUUUUCUUCCUGCUCCCGAGUCCAGAUCCCUUCCAAUUGCGAGCAGAACCAAAGGCCGUGAGUGCAGUGCUGAGCUGUGUGUGCCACAGAGCAGAAGCCAGAGACGUGUUUGUGCCCAGCUCCGUGCUGAGGCUGUUAGGAGCAGGUGUGUGUGGGCAUCUGCGCCAGAUGAUCUGGUUGUGAAGGUGCUAAAGGUCAGAAGGGAGCGCUGCUGUUGGAGAAGGAAUCUUUGCCCUUAACUGCUGUUUUUAUUCCCUUUGUCACGCAGUCGAGCCAGCAACUAACGUGAGAACCCGACUUCUCCUCUCUUUAUUUUAGAUUUGGGAAAAUUCCCUGCCAAAAAAAAUAUUUCCUGGAAAAUUCCCUAGUGUUUGUGUGAAGAAAUCUUGAAGACCAGAAAUUCCAACUUACAGAAUUUUAAAUUUUAAAAAUGUGAUAGAAUUAAAACAAAAAUUGCCCGGCUGUGGAAGACGGAGCCUCAUUUUUGCAGCCGCUUUGAUCACGAGUUCGCCUUUAAGUGCGCUGGGUUUUUUCUUUUUCUUUUUUUUUUCCCUUUUUUCCUUUUUUCUCCUCGAAGAGCUCACUAACCCUGGCUGCCUCCGCUCUGAGAGCAUUCCAAUGGACUCGCUUCCUCCAUUAGUUGUAAGAUGUUUAAGAGCACAUCCCGUGUUUGACUUGUGGAUGAGAGGUUCCCUUGGCAAAGUGAGGAGGAAAAUUCUUUCUACCCCUUUAUUAUUAAUUCACGGAUUCAGUGUUGGUUCGGCCUACAGGAGAAGUUAACUGGAAGGCUUUGAAGAUCGCUGUCUUUGCUGAGGUUGUCCAGGGUUCCUUUUAAAAAGAAGAUUUUGCUGAUCCAGGCAGUAGAAGACGUUCAGUCCGAGGAAGCACGAGCCAACUCUUAGAGCACAGGGGACUGCAAGAGAUCCUUGGGACAGAGCUGCUUCCAAGAGCUCGCCCAGCAUGUCGAAGCAAGGAGAUGAUUGCUAUUUCUACUUCUAUUCCACCUGUAACAAGGGAGACAGCUGUCCCUUCCGGCACUGCGAAGCUGCUCUGGGCAACGAAACCAUCUGCACGCUGUGGAAGGAGGGCCGCUGCUUCAGGAAUGUCUGCAGGUUCAGGCACAUGGAGAUCGAUAAGAAGCGCAGUGAGAUCCCCUGCUUCUGGGAGAACCAGCCGGGAGGCUGCCAGAAAUCCAACUGUGCCUUUCAUCACACCAAGGGGCGUUACGUCGAUGGGCUCUUCUUACCACCAAGCAAAACCACGCUGCCGAGUCCGCCGGAGUCUGCAGAUGAUGAUCUGAAGGCAGCUCAGAUAACACUGCAGCAGAGCAAGCUUUCUGUGCAGUCCAACCCCUCUCCACAGUUGAGGGGAGUGAUGAAAGUGGAAAACUCAGAAAAUGUGCCAAGCCCUACGCACCCUCCAGUUGUAAUCAAUGCUGCAGACGAUGAUGAAGAUGAUGAUGACCAGCUUUCUGAGGAGGGAGAAGAAACAAAAACACCUGUCCAGCAACCAGCUGAGGAAAACCAUAACGGAUUGCGGAUAAUUUCCACCAGGAAAUCUAAUGCUGAUACAAAACAAGAUGACACCUUGAAUUUUGGAAUAAAAACGCUGGAAGAAAUCAAAUUGAAGAAGCAAAAGGAAAAAACAAAAAAACAGAGCGAAGGGCCUUCAGGAGUUCCUGCUCAUCCGCUCCAAUCUCGGGCCGUUCCUGUGCCAGAGAAGGAGAACGUGAGGACAGUGGUCAGAACUGUGACACUGUCUGCAAAGCAAGGGGAGGAGCCUGUGGUUCGACUGAGUAUUGCUGAGAAACCUGGAAAACGGAAAGCCUCUGUUGCUGAUGUCAGUGGCCUCCCGCUGAAGCGCAGCCUUGCAGAAAGGCUGGGGAAGAAGAUUGAGGUUGACAAAGCACCAAGGAGAGAGAAGGGUGCCAAGCCAGCAGCAGAGAUCCACGUGAAAACGCUGGAGGAGAUCCGUCUGGAGAGAGCUAACCAGCGGGGAGAAAGCCCAGCUGCCCCCCAGGCAGAGAGCUGCUGCAGGGCGGAGGAUCCCAGCGCAGGGGGGAGGCCGCCCCCUGCAGGUCGCAUCAAAACCUUCUCGGAAGCCCUGGCUGAAAGGAAACACAAGCGACUGGAAGAAGAGAAACAAAAAGGAGAGGAGUUGCUCACUGAGAAGAGAGCUGAGGGCGAGCGCAGGAAGCAGAGAAUUCUGCCUCCAUCGGUGCCUGGUAAAGUGAAAUUGGAAGAGCCAGCACGUAAAAUCAAGCCUUUGGAAGAAGUGCAUAUUAAAACCUUGGAAGAAAUCAAGCAGGAGAAAGCUCUGCGGAUGCAGCAGAGCGGGGAAAACGUUUCAGCUGCAGCAGCACAGCCUGGGCCUCCCCCUGCAGGGAGGAAGCUGUUGCGGAUCACAAAGCUAGCAGCACCUGGAAGAGAAGAGAAGAAGGCUGUGGAAUUGAGCAGGGCUUCUCCCAGAGCUGUUUCUGCCCCUGCAGAGCCCUCGGAUCAGAGCACACCAAAUUCUAAAGCUCAAGUGAAGAGCCUUGAGGGGACAAUAAAGGAGAAGCCGCAGCUGAGACAACCGGACAAGCUGAAGAAGGAAGUGGCUGCUGUGCCACCUGCUGCUGAAGAGACAGUCAAAGCCAAGUGCAAGGCGAGCGCGAAGCCUGCAGACGGCAAAGCCGGCGCCCCCUCGAAGCGGGCGCUGAAGAGGAAGGCGGCUGAGAUCUCUCCCUCUGCUGUGGCAGCCGUGAAACCUCUGAGUAGUGCUGGAAGUGAGGAGCCUCCAGCUAAAAAAGCAGCUCUGACUGCUGCUCCAGCCCUGCCUGACGACAGCCUGCUCACCAAGCCUGGCGCAGAGAAACCCCCCAGCAGCCUUGAACUGCAUCGGGGGAGCCAAGCAGACCAUGGGGAGCAGUCGGAGCACUCGAGUGCAGCUUCAGCUUCUUCCCAGUCGGCGGCCAAAGCGCAGCAGCUGAGCUCCACGGGGGCUGGGAAGGCGCCCUUGUCUGUGGAGGAUGACUUUGAAAAGCUGAUCUGGGAAAUCUCAGGAGGGAAACUGGAAGCAGAAAUUGACUUGGACCCGGGGAAGGAUGAGGAUGACCUCCUUCUUGAACUUUCUGAGAUGAUUGACAGUUGAACUGCAGUCUUAUGGUAUAUAAAAAAAAAUUAAAACUUUUUUUUUUUUUUUUUCUCAUUGGAUACCCCGGGGUGAUACUUUUUCUGAAGGAGGCUUCACCGUGAGUCUUAAAGCACAGUUGAACUGGUAGAAAUUGGCAGCCUGCAUUCCGUUGUCCUGAGUUUUCCUGCUGGUCAGAGCUGAGGUCCUGCGCGUCCAUUCCCUGAUCCUGGUUGGCUCCUGUCAGCAGCAAGAGGAGAAAGCAGCUCUGACUCAGCCCUGAGGGCGUCCAGCUGUGCGCUGCGCUGGCUGCGAAUUGGUCUGAUCCAGGGAUGCUCUGAAGGCUUAAAGCUGAAGCUUCUUCCUUCCUCCUCCCUUGGCCGCGCUCAGCGUGGGGAGCAGCUGGAAGCUUUGCUGUUCCUGUUUCUUGGGAGCUGCCGUGUCUCUGGAGUUCUGCCGGCUCUUGUUCCGUUGGUGUUUGCUUUUGUUUUGACUUGGAUCCCUCAAGGCAACUUCGUGACGGCGGAGGGCUGGGAGGGAGCAGAAUUAUUCUGGUGUUUUGGACCAAACGUGCCACCGAGGCUGGGGGCUCCGCGCUGCCUCCCGGUUCUCAGCAGCGAUGCGGCAUCAGUGUGAGAAGGAGCCGCGCUGCAGUGCGUUGCUCUCACCCCCUUUUUUUUAAUCGUACUUCGGACGCGUUCUGGUCGGAGCCGGGUGCCGGGGCGAGCGGCCUGCGUUCCUCUGCUCCGCGGCAGGCGGGGCUGUCGAGGAUCGGCGGCGGCGCCUCUGGGCUCCCGGAGCUCCCUGCGCUGGGGCCGGAGCUGCUGCGGCACCGGGCGCUGUGCGAGGGCAGCGGGGAGCGGCGCGCGGCUGUGGCCCUGCGGGACGGCUGUGCUGCUGCCCCGCUCUGCUCCGUGUUUUCUCUCGCAGAUAACUUCGGGAUUAUUUUCUUAACUUGUAGCAGAACUUCAGGCUUUUCCUACUGUGACGUGUGAUGCCGCAGGGGCUCCCAGGCGUUUGCUGCCGGCAGAGGCGUUUAUUGUAAAUACUUCAUUUCUGUGCUGUGCCGCCCCGCAGCGAUGCUCGGCUCAGGUGAGCGGAGCGCAGCCGGCCGGGCCGCUGGGGGCAGCGCUGUGGGCGCCGUGCAGCCCUGGGCCGGCUGAAGGAUGCCGUGAUUCAGCAGAAGAUUUUGUGAUUUUCUGCUGUCAGCCUUCGCCUCUGGGUGGGACUCUGCCCGUUUUGUGUAUGCCGUUAUUGUUACUGUAAAUAUUUUAUCUUUCAUUUUAUAUUUGCCUUCUAUUUAAGAUAUUGUAUGAACGUAGUCAGGCUCCUCUGUUUGCGCCAGCGGCUCCCGGCUGUUUUUAAAUAAAGCUGGCACAGGACA